AAAAUAAAGUGUUUAAUAUGGUGACACAAUUCCUCGAAUAACGCUACAACACAGGAACAUUGUUUGGACAUUCUCCAGCCAUACAAAGCUGCCAGAGGUGUAAGUUGACGGAGCAAGCUAGCUGAGUCAGGCAUACGCCCCUUUCUGGCAACGACUGACGUCACACUUGUGCCGAAAAUGGCGGACACAGAGUUGAAUGUUGACAGCCUCAUUUCCCGACUUUUGGAAGUACGAGGUUGCAGACCAGGAAAGACGGUACAGAUGACAGAUACUGAAGUUAGGGGACUGUGUCUAAAAUCCCGAGAAAUCUUCCUCAGUCAGCCAAUCUUACUAGAGUUAGAGGCUCCUCUGAAAAUCUGUGGUGAUAUUCACGGACAGUACACAGAUCUCCUGCGUCUGUUUGAGUACGGGGGAUUUCCCCCAGAGUCUAAUUACCUGUUCCUAGGGGACUAUGUGGACAGGGGAAAGCAGUCACUAGAAACCAUAUGUCUUCUUCUAGCAUACAAAAUCAAAUAUCCAGAGAACUUCUUCCUACUGCGAGGAAAUCAUGAAAAUGCCAGUAUUAACAGAAUUUACGGCUUUUAUGAUGAAUGUAAAAGGAGAUUCAAUGUGAAGUUAUGGAAGACAUUCACAGAUUGUUUUAACUGUUUACCUAUAGCAGCUAUCAUAGAUGAAAAAAUAUUUUGUUGUCAUGGAGGCUUGUCUCCAGAUCUUCAGUCGAUGGAACAGAUCAGGAGGAUAAUGAGACCAACAGAUGUCCCAGACACAGGUUUACUGUGUGAUCUGUUGUGGUCAGAUCCAGACAAAGAAGUUCAAGGCUGGGGAGAGAAUGAUAGGGGCGUGUCCUUCACGUUUGGUGCAGAUGUUGUUAGCAAAUUCUUAAAUCGUCAUGAUCUUGAUCUUAUAUGUAGAGCCCAUCAGGUAGUAGAGGACGGAUAUGAGUUCUUUGCCAAGAGACAGUUAGUAACACUAUUUUCGGCUCCAAAUUACUGCGGGGAAUUUGAUAAUGCUGGGGGGAUGAUGUCUGUCGACGAGACACUCAUGUGUUCAUUUCAGAUCUUGAAGCCCUCAGAAAAGAAAGCCAAAUACCAGUAUGGAGGAUUGAAUUCAGGUCGACCAGUAACGCCACCUAGAGGACCUCAGCAACAACAGAAAAAGUGAAAGUAGACAAGAAAUCAAAUCGGCUAGAGACUGAAAAAAAGUCUUAAGAAACCACUUCACCAACAUAUCACCAUAAGAUGAACUUUUCACAGUCUGGGAUCACCCUGGAUGGAGAGUAAUUUAGCAGCCCAUUAGAUGUGUAGCGUAUAAUCAGAAGUCUCAGACUGGGUGUACACCUGUCCUGGAAUUAGUCUCUCCUAGACCAAAAAAAAAAAAAAUAAUGAUAGUAAUAUUAAACCUGAGUGUUUGAUGAAGUGAAAGUUGCUGUAUGUGAUCUGUUCCUGAAUUAGGCAACACUAAACCUACAUUGAUUGCAGUCAUCCGUAUCUUUUAUGUGCAUUUUAUUAUUUUUUAAAAGGUGACAUCAAAGCUAUCUUUUAACUAGAACAGUAAUGCAUGUUGAAGAAAUGAUUUGGAUGGGAGCUAUAAAUUAUUCCCAUGUGGUGAACUUAUCGUACACACUACACCGUCACCAUCUGUACAUAUUCUAAUUCAAGCUGAACUGUGAUAAUGUUUGUGUAGGUUUUUUUUGAAACUGAAACUGAAAGCUGUAAUUUAAUGAUUAUUCAAUACAAAUGGACAUUUAACACUUUAAACAUAAACAUGUCUGUAAUUGCAUAUCUAUUGAGUCCCUGAAAGUCUAUAUGCCUUUUAUGUUCUUUAGUGUAUUAUGUAAAGUAUUUACAUUGUAGCUUUGCAAUGGUAAUUUUAAAAAAAUAAUAUACAUGAGAGUAGCUUAGUACAUGUUAUUAUUUAGACUUGUUCACCCAAGAGGUUUUGUAGUACGUUUAUGUACUUUGUACAUUGUGUAUUAGAUGAACUAGACAGACGUCUUAAUUUACCACCAUCUUCAUGUAAAGCUUUCUCUAGGGUGGCAGUGUGUUAAACAGAAAGUAUCAUGUGUUAAACUGAAAGUAACGUGUUAAACAAAGUAACAUGUUAAACUGAAAGUAACUGAAUGAUGUUUAUUUGAACAUGUACGAUGAUAGGGAAGUGGAUGAGUGAUGACUAAUUAUUGGCUGAUGUGUAAUGAAGUAUCUGUUGGAGGCUUGGUUUAAAUGAUAACAGGGUUUUUAAUGAUCUGCAUCUUAUACGUGUCAGGAAAUGGCCGUAAUCUCUUAUUUAUUUUGUAGUUUGAGUAGGAUAGUCACUGGAAUCAUGUGAGAUUUAGCAUCAUUGGCCGGUCUAAAUCACAUGUUUUCAGUGUUAAUACUGUAAUAGUACGCUUAGAAUAUGUCUUUAUUUUGAGGUUUUAAGGUUGAAUUGUUGAAGAGAUAUGUAAAAGCAUUGUCCUCACAGACUGCAGGUUGUAUUUGGAUUUUGCCAGAACAUUCUCUCAUCUGACGAAAACUAAAGUAAAAUGAAUCUGUACAUGUGAUUGGUAGGUUCUGCGUCAUCUUUGGUCUUUAUGUGGUUGGCAUGUUUUGUGUCCUGUGUUGCCCUCCGUUUCGUGCUUCGUCUUCAGUGUUUAAUGGCAGUCGUAGUCUGUGUUCAUUGUCCGUAUACCACCCUGUAUUCCCCAAUCUCUGUUUCGUGGAAGAUUCUAUGCAAUGGCGUGUUGCAAUAACAAAUCUAAUUCUGUGUUGGUAUAGGAAUUCACUAUCAAUAUUUCUAGGGAUUUUUUUAUUUAUGUGACUGAGCAGGAAUUUUAUAGAUUUAAUCCAAGUUGUGUAUGUAUAGACUGAAGAGAUCUGCUGUUAAUUAGAAUAGCCAAUAUAUAUAUCUGGUUUGUUGUUUUAACUAUGUCACCAUAAACUCUGAUCGAUGAACAAUAUUACAAUAAACUAUUUCUAUAUUUUGA
Ostrea edulis (European flat oyster) is the source of this 2962-nucleotide messenger RNA. RefSeq names its product serine/threonine-protein phosphatase PP1-beta catalytic subunit. The record is from RefSeq and is a predicted model, not a curated record. Lineage: Eukaryota; Metazoa; Mollusca; Bivalvia; Ostreida; Ostreidae. Bases 178 to 1161 code for a protein of 327 amino acids. Gene Ontology annotation, molecular function: protein serine/threonine phosphatase activity. Gene Ontology annotation, cellular component: nucleus; cytoplasm. The transcript has 9 exons.